Molecule: messenger RNA, 1512 nt
Organism: Arachis ipaensis
Lineage: Eukaryota; Viridiplantae; Streptophyta; Magnoliopsida; Fabales; Fabaceae
Source: RefSeq, a predicted model, not a curated record
UUAAUUUCUUUUCCCUAGGAUCGGACUUAAUUUUGUUCUUCGCACACAAAAAUAAACGCAUCAAUUUAUCAUCAUCUUUAAUUUGUUUAAUUUAUUCUGAAUCAUAAACUAUUAGUCUAUUACUAUAUAUGUUACUUUUUCUCUCUCUCCCUCUCCCUCUCCCUCCCCUUCUUAUCUUCUUCUUCUUCUUUGGUUUUCUUUUUUUAUUUUCCUUGAAAUAAAGAGUUAGGGUUCUCUUUUAUUGUUGGAGCAAAUAAUAUCAUUGAUUGCUUCUUGCUUUCCCAAGAUCUUUACCAGCAUAUUUCGUACCGUCUGAGUUCCGGCCAGUCCAAGAAAUUUCUUGCUUGGCCUUACAUAUUUUAAUGUUACGUUAAAGUGAAAGGUCUUUGGUAUUUUCUUCAGCCUUCAAGAGAGUUUAGACGCCUGAAGAAAUGGUCUUGUAUGUUGAAUCUAAUGUGGACUAGGAAAGAGUAGGGACCUUACGAGCACAUAUAUGUAUAACUACAUAAAGAAGAUAUAGAUAUGAGAAAAAGAGUACGGUAAAAUUGAUUAGAUCUGGAAAGAAAUGGGGAGGGGAAAGAUCGAAAUAAAAAGGAUCGAGAACACAACGAAUAGGCAGGUGACGUUCUGCAAGCGAAGAAAUGGACUUCUGAAGAAAGCAUAUGAGCUAUCAGUGCUGUGUGAUGCAGAAGUCGCCCUAAUUGUCUUCUCCAGUCGUGGCAGACUCUACGAAUACUCCAACAACAAUAUAAGGUCAACUAUUGAGAGAUACAAAAAGGCAUGCUCGGAUCAUUCAUGCACCAGCACUGCCACCGAAAUUAACGCUCAGUAUUAUCAACAAGAAUCUGCAAAGUUGCGACAACAAAUACAGAUGCUGCAAAAUUCUAACAGGCACCUGAUGGGUGAUGCAUUGAGCACACUUACCGUGAAGGAACUUAAGCAGUUGGAGAACAGACUUGAAAGAGGAAUCACUAGAAUCAGGUCUAAGAAGCAUGAGAUGCUGCUGGCAGAAAUUGAAUACUUUCAGAAAAGGGAGAUUGAAUUGGAAAAUGAAAAUCUUUGCCUUCGGACUAAGAUAACUGAUGUUGAGAGAAUUCAGCAAGCAAACAUGGUUUCUGGACCUGAGCUGAAUGCGAUUCAGGCGUUAGCUUCUCGUAAUUUCUUCAAUCAAAGCAUGAUUGAUCAGACCGCCGGAACUGCUUACCCUCAGUCAUCAGACAAGAAGAUUCUUCAUCUCGGUGCAGGUGAAUCGUGUUCGUUUGAGGAAUAAUCCGCCAGGGGCAUGAAUAACAGUAUCAUUCGCUAUGUGACUAUUAAUAUAUCCAGAGAUUGCUGGUUGCUAAAAAAAAACAUACAGUUCGACUAAUGCUUACUGGCCUAGUUAAUUAUGUGACCAACUACAUCGUCCUUAGCUACUUGAUUGUCUUUCUUGAUAUAUAUUACUGUUACUAUUCCUAUGGACGUUCAUAUAUUGACGAUUAUAUGAUGACCGUAUAAAUAUGAUAUGGAUGA